This is a messenger RNA of Penicillium subrubescens, 699 nucleotides long. RefSeq names its product putative cell wall protein. The coding region runs from base 1 to 699 and encodes 232 amino acids. Lineage: Eukaryota; Fungi; Ascomycota; Eurotiomycetes; Eurotiales; Aspergillaceae. The transcript has 2 exons. The record is from RefSeq and is a predicted model, not a curated record.
AUGUCUCCCAAGUCUUUCACCCUCUCGGCCGCUCUGUGCCUCGCUCUAGCCAUCGGCCCCGCCACCGUCCUGUCUGCUCCCCAGCUGGGCGGUCUCCCCCUCCUCGGCGGUGACAAGACCCAAGACGCCGCUCCCACCACCGGUGACAGCGAGCACGAUGCCGGCGCCGGCUACGACGUCGGUAUCCCCGGCGGUCCAGCCGUUAAGUUCGGCGCUGGCACCCACAGCGAGACCCACGGCCCCUGCGGUCCCGGCGUAAGCAGCGAGCACGACGCCGGAGCUGGCUACGAUGUUGGCAUCCCCGAUGGUCCUGCUGUCAAGUUCGGUGCUGGCACCCACGACGCUUACCAGGCCAAUCCAUGCCCUGAGAUCGUCGAGGUUCCCACCGCUACUGAGGUCAUCGUGAUGCCUUCUACUACGGAGGUCAUCGUCGAGACCCCUCCUACUAGCACUUCCACCUACGUCCCCGUCAUGAUCCCUCCUACCUACACCACGCCCAUCUCUAUUCCAACUCAGGCUCCUAUUCCUCUGUACACGCCUCCUGCCCCGGUGCCUGUCCACUCAACUCCGUUCAUCCAGCACCCUGCUCCUACGGCUAUGCCCUCGUCUGUGCCUGUUUUCAACGCUGGUUCCGCGGUGACUCCCGGCUCGUCCUUCAUGGCCAUUGCUCUCCCUGUUAUACUGGGGUUGUUCUAUUAA